AUGGCUUUAUGCAACCCAACUGUGCUGGAAUCCCUCUCCUUCAAUCUCUUAUCCUUUCUGUUCCUCACUUUGCUCCUUGCUUCUUCCUACUCCUACGCCUUGAAUUCCAUCAGCACUAGCCCCGUAGACCAAGCUGAUGCUCUCCUCAAAUGGAAAGCUACUCCCAACAACCAAACCCAAUCUGUUCUCCAUUCAUGGAUGCUACUUGGUUCUAAUGCCACCAAUUCCUCUCUGCGAUCUGACUCAUGGUGCGGUUGGAUUGGCAUUGCUUGCAAUCAAAGGGGAAGCAUCACUGAAAUCAACUUACCAAGUAUGGGCUUGCAAGGUAUGGUUGAGAACUUCCCCUUUCCCUCAUUUUCUACUCUUACGAGUCUGAAUGUCACUAAUAAUUCAUUUCUUGGCACUGUUCCAUCCAACAUUGCUAACCUUUCUGUUAUCAACUACCUUGAUCUGUCCACGAAUCAGUUCUCUGGCUUAGUUCCAUCUGAAAUCUGCUUACUUACCAGUCUUAAAAUCUUGCAUCUUGAUCAGAAUAAUUUCAGUGGAUCCAUACCUUACAGAAUGGGAAGAUUGAAAGACCUUACUAUUCUGACCAUGUACUCCAACAACCUUUCUGGUUUCAUACCUGAAUCUCUAGGUAAUUUGAGCUAUCUGCAUGAGCUCUCUUUGUACCAAAACAAUCUCAUUGGUUCAAUCCCUACAUCAAUAGGCAAGUUGAGAGAACUGUACAUUCUAUACCUCUACCGAAAUCAACUUUCAGGUCCCAUUCCCCAGGAAUUAGGAAAUUUGACACAGCUCAGGUCGUUAAGCCUGGAAAAUAAUAAUCUGAUUGGUUCCAUCCCUCAAGAAAUAGGAAAUUUGAAGUCACUUACUGACCUAUACUUGCCUAAGAACAAUUUCAAUGGUUCAAUCCCUGCCUCUUUAGGUAAUUUGAGAAACCUAACCACUUUAUCCCUCUAUCAGAAUCAACUCUCUGGUAGGAUUCCUUUAGAAAUAGGUAAUUUGACAAGUCUGACUGACCUAGAUUUGCCCCUCAAUAAUCUAACCGGAUGCAUCCCUACCACUUUGGGAAACCUAAAGAAGCUCACCAAUUUGAACCUACUGAAAAAUCAACUUUCUGGAUCAAUCCCUGAAGAAAUAGGAAAUCUUACCAAUUUGGCUAACCUGCAAUUGGGAGAUAACCAUUUCUCAGGUAGUCUCCCACAAGGCCUAUGCAUGAGUGGAUCACUUGAAAACUUCACUGCAUUCAACAACCAUAUCAUAGGUCUUAUUCCAAAGGGCUUCAAAAAUUGCACAGGCUUGUUUAGAGUUCGACUUGACAAUAACCAAAUUGGUGCAAACUUAUCAGAAGACUUUGGGGUUUAUGAAAAUUUGAAUUACAUUGAUUUGAGCAAUAAUCAAAUGCAUGGUGAACUUUCAUCAACCUGGGGCCAAUGCCAAAACCUUCAAGCUCUAAAGAUGGCUGGGAAUAAUAUUACUGGGAAGAUACCUCGGGAGCUUGGGUUGUUUAGUCAACUGCAUACUCUUGACCUUUCUUCAAAUUACCUGGUGGGAGAAAUUCCUAAGGAAUUCGGUGAGUUGACAUCUUUACUAAAUCUGAGUCUGAGUGGCAACCAACUUUCUGGCAGUUUACCAUUAGAAGUUGGAAGGCUAUAUAGCCUGACAAAUCUUGACUUGUCAACAAACGGUUUGAGCGGACAAAUACCAAAAGAAAUAGGGAACUGCUCCAACUUAUUAUAUCUGGAUUUAAGCAACAACAAUUUGAAUGGAAGCAUUCCCCCUCAAAUUGGCAAUCUGGUUUACCUUCAAAUUCUAUUGGAUCUUAGUCAAAACAAGCUCAGUGGAGAGAUACUGUCGCAGUUUAAAAAUUUAGGAAACUUGGAAAAGUUAAAUCUCUCCCACAAUCAACUCUCAGGUUCCAUUUUUUCUGCAUUCGAUGGAAUGUCUAGCUUGACAUCCAUUGAUAUAUCUUACAAUGAGUUUGUGGGUCCACUUCCGAACAACAAAGCCUUCCAAAAUGCUACAAUAGAAGCUUUAAGAAACAACACAGCACUGUGUGGCAAUGCAAGUGGUAUGCAACCUUGCAAAUCCCCCUGGUCGAAAGGAGAAAAUGGGAAAUCAGACCACAAAAUCCUGAUUGCUGUCUUGGUUCCAUUAUUAGGUGUGCUAUUUCUUCUGUUUGCUUUUGUCAUAGCUAAUGCUGUCCACCGAAGGGUACGAAUCAUUGAGACAAAGCAAAGAACGACAGCCCAUGCUACGGAUUUAUUUUCAAUAUGGAAUUAUGAUGGAAGAAUAGUAUAUCAAGAAAUUAUUGAAGCAACUGAGGAUUUUGAUGCUAAAUAUUGCACUGGGACGGGAGGAUAUGGAAGUGUAUACAUGGCAAGGCUGUCAACAGAUCAUGUAGUAGCUGUCAAAAAGCCUCACCAACCAUUACAAGAUGAGUGUGAGAAUGCCAACAUACAAACAUUCAGAAAUUUUGAGUAUUUUGAGAGAGGAAGUUUGGCUAAGAUCCUCAACAAUAGUGAGCUUGCUUCGAAAUGA
Molecule: messenger RNA, 2541 nt
Organism: Macadamia integrifolia
Lineage: Eukaryota; Viridiplantae; Streptophyta; Magnoliopsida; Proteales; Proteaceae
Product: MDIS1-interacting receptor like kinase 2-like
Exons: 2
Coding region: 1-2541 (846 amino acids)
Molecular function (GO): protein binding
Source: RefSeq, a predicted model, not a curated record